AUGAUUAAACAAUUUCAAGCGAUAAAAUUAUUCCAUAGAAGUGUUACUACAGUGUGUAAUACAUCCCAUUUACCAACAAUCUAUGCGUUAGCAACACCUCCAGGACGCAAAUCUGCUAUUGCAGUGGUGAGAAUAUCUGGUGAACAGUCUAAAUAUAUCUAUCGUAAAUUAACAGAUGCUAAGACUGAACCUAAACCUAGAUCAGCUUUGUUAAGAAAUUUAUACAAUAUUGAGAAAUAUAAGGAUAAAAAAACCUUAUUAGAUAAUGCACUAAUAUUCUUUUUUCAAUCUCCAAAGUCUUUUACUGGUGAAGACUCUUUAGAGUUACACUUACAUGGAGGUAAAGCAAUCUGCAAUGCGGUAAUAAAAACAAUUGAGACAUUGCACAAUAGAGAUGAAGGCAUAGAGAUAAGACAAGCUCAGCCUGGUGAAUUCUCUCAAAGAGCAUUCCAGAAUGGGAAGUAUGAUUUAACAGAAAUUGAAGGCAUUAAAGAAAUUAUUGAUUCAGAAACUGAAUCUCAAAGGCUGAGUGCCCUAUCAAGUUUCAUGGGUCAGAACAAAAAAAUGUUCAAUUCAUGGAGGGAAAAAAUAGUUGAAAACAUUGCCCAAUUAACCGCAAUAAUUGAUUUUGGAGAAGAUAUCGACAUUGAAGAUACAGAGAAACUGUUUAAUAGGAUUGAAGCUAAUAUUAUUGGUUUAGAGAGAGAUGUACAUACUUUUCUAAAAAGAGUUGAGAAGGCAAAUAUAUUACAAGAUGGUAUUAGGAUGACCUUAAUUGGUGUUCCAAAUACUGGUAAAUCUUCACUAAUUAACAAAAUAACCAGCGAUGAAAUUUCCAUUGUCAGUGAUAUACCUGGAACCACUCGAGAUUCCAUUGAUGCAAUAAUUAACAUAAAUGGUUACAAAGUAAUAAUUAGUGAUACAGCUGGAAUCAGAAAAGAUACAAACGAGAAGAUCGAAGUCUUGGGGAUAGAAAGGUCCAAAAAAAUGGCCAGCAGAAGCGAUAUAUGUCUUGUAUUAAUCGAUCCAAACAAUAAACCUUUAUUGAGUAAUGAAAUCAUAGACUUGUUACAAGCACCAGAAAUCAAGAGAAAACACUUGAGGAUAAUCGUUAACAAAACUGAUCUUAUCAAAAAUGAGAAUAUACUUGAAAAUUUACAAGAGGAAAUAGUAACGAAAUAUAACUUAAAAAUUCCAAUUAACUUCAUAUCAUGUGCCACUGAAUCAGGUAUUGAAAAAUUAAUUUACGAAUUGACUGAUACAUUUGACGAUUUGUCUAAUAAAUCAGAAGAUGGCAAUCCAAUAAUAGUAUCAGAAAGAGUAGUAGAAAUACUGAAAAAUGAUGUUGUCUAUGGCAUUAAUGAAUUUAAGAAUUUCAAAAAUUACAACAACGAUGUUGUAAUGGCAACUGAGAGUCUGAAGUACGCAGCUGAUGGGAUAGGCAAAAUCACAGGAGAUACUGUGGGUGUUGAUGAAGUACUAGGCUCUGUUUUUGCAAACUUCUGUGUUGGCAAGUAA
Molecule: messenger RNA, 1518 nt
Organism: Vanderwaltozyma polyspora DSM 70294
Lineage: Eukaryota; Fungi; Ascomycota; Saccharomycetes; Saccharomycetales; Saccharomycetaceae
Gene: MSS1
Product: Mss1p
Exons: 1
Coding region: 1-1518 (505 amino acids)
Biological process (GO): tRNA methylation; tRNA wobble uridine modification
Cellular component (GO): cytoplasm; mitochondrion
Molecular function (GO): GTPase activity; GTP binding; protein binding
Source: RefSeq, a predicted model, not a curated record